Messenger RNA from Setaria italica (foxtail millet), 2205 nucleotides. Its product is annotated as putative receptor-like protein kinase At4g00960. Gene Ontology annotation, biological process: protein phosphorylation. Lineage: Eukaryota; Viridiplantae; Streptophyta; Magnoliopsida; Poales; Poaceae. Gene Ontology annotation, molecular function: protein kinase activity; ATP binding. The coding region runs from base 1 to 2028 and encodes 675 amino acids. The record is from RefSeq and is a predicted model, not a curated record. The transcript is spliced from 7 exons.
AUGGUUGGUAUCCACUCCAUUGUAGCCGUCGCCGUGGCCAUCAUCAUGCUGCCGCUCACCGCGGCCCAGCCGUUCCGGUACUCGACGUGUGCAGGCGGCACCUACGACGACGCUGCCAACAGCACGUUCAAAGGCAACCUCGAGCUCCUCGCGGCGGCGCUCCCCGGCAACGCCUCUGCCACGCCGGCCGGCUUCGCCGCGGGCACUGUCGGCGCGGUGCCCAACCAGGUCUCCGCUCUGGCGCUCUGCCGCGGCGACACGGACGCGCCAACCUGCCGCGAGUGCGUCGCCGCGGCGUUGCCCGGCGCGCGGCGAGACUGCCCCGGCAGCAAGGACGUCACCGUCUACCAGGACGCCUGCGUCGUCCGAUUCUCCGACCAGAGGUUCCUCGAUUUCGUCGGCGUGAACUCGCCGUACGCCGUGUCCUACUGGGACGCGGACAGCCUCGCGGUCCCCGAGGCCCGGUUCGACGCCGCCGUCGCGGCGCUCAUGAGCGCGGCGGCGGACCGCGCCGUGGCCGCGGCCGCGGCAAGCAGCUCCGCCAGGAAGAAGUACUUCGCCACGGCCGUGAUGGACUUCGACGCGCACUACCCGAGAAUCUACGGGCUGGAGCAGUGCGUGCCGGACAUGUCGGCGGCGCAGUGCGGGAGCUGCCUCCGAAACCUCGUGGCGUCGAUCCCGGGGUUCCUGAACGGGAAGCCCGGGGGGAGAUCGCUUGGUAUCUGGUGCAACCUGAGGUACAGCGUGCGCCCGUUCUUCAAUGGCAGCGCGAUGCUGCACCUCGCGGCACCGGCGUCGGCGCCGGCGCCCACGGUUGUGCCAUCAGUUGAUACUCCGAAGGCCGGAGCCGGAGCAGGGAGGAAAAGGAGAGCAGCGGUAGGAGUCUCCGCUGGCGUGGCUUGUUCGGUCGUGUUCAUAUUGAUAUUUUCAGCUGUCGCUGUGAUUCGCUUCAAGAGAAAGGUUGCCACAAAGAAUGAUCUCUCAUUGGAGAAGAUGGCCAGAGCAAAGUGCAUGAUCUUUGACUUUCUUACACUGCAAGAGGCAACUGAAAACUUCUCAGAGGAGCGUAAGCUCGGUCAAGGCGGUUUCGGUAUUGUAUACAAGGGAAAGCUCCCCGAUGGACAAGAAAUAGCAGUAAAGAAGCUUUUAGACAGUGCUACUGGACAUGGGCUGCUCCAGCUACAGAAUGAAAUGCAGGUAUUGGCAACGCUUCAGCACAAGAACCUCGUCAGGUUACACGGGUUCUGCGUGCACCAGAAUGAGAUGAUGCUUGUUUAUGAAUUCAUCAAGAACGGGAGUCUCGACACCUUUCUGUUUGACACUAGAACCGGAAAUAAACUAAGCUGGGAUCAACAGUACAACAUCAUAGUUGGAAUUGCCAAGGGAAUAAUGUACCUUCACCAUGAUUCAAGAAUCAGGAUCAUCCAUCGUGAUCUAAAAGCCAACAACAUUCUUCUUGAUGAGAACGCGGACCCGAAAAUUGCAGACUUCGGACUAGCAAGGCUGCUGGGAGAUCAUACUCAGACCAAGACGGCUACGGUUGCUGGAACAUAUGGUUAUAUGGCUCCGGAGUACGCAAUGCAUGGAAGUGUGUCACCCAAGGUCGACGUUUUCAGCUUUGGUGUGCUGGUACUCGAAAUUGUAACUCGAAGAAGGAACACUAGUUUUGACGAUUGCGAUAACGUGAAAAAUCUACUCAGUGAUGUUUGGAAUUGCUGGACAAAAGGGAUGAUAUCGCAGAUGAUGGACCAAAACCUCGAGGGAUACUCUCGAACCCAAGCGCUAAGAUGCAUCCAGAUCGGGCUGCUGUGCGCCCAGCCUGACCCUGAUGACAGGCCUGAUAUUUCAUCAGUUGUUUUCAUGUUGACCAGGGACAACAUGGAGCUGCAGGCACCGGCACAGCCUGCGUUCUUCUUCGGGCGAGACUCAACUGUUGUUUCUCAGCCGUACGAGCAACGAGUUUAUGUUUAUGACCGGUCUGAUGUGACCGUGAAUGAGGUCACGCUCACUGAUCCACAUCCUAGAUAAGCUCAUGUGUCGUGCCUGGGUUAUUCAGAACCUAAUUGAAUACGGUAACCGAGUUAAGUGUGUUGAGUUGUGUGUAGAUUGUAGAACUCUGAAACUAGGCUUUGAGCCGAUCUUGGGCCAUGUCAUGUGCAGUUAGGUGAGUGUGACCAGGUUGCUGAAUGAGGAAAGGUGAGUGCG